UUUUUGGUUUUCAGUGAGUUUUGAUAGUUUUGUGGCAAUAACACACGGAUGCCAACAAGAAACACAUACAAACAUACACGUACGGCAAGAAUUUACGCAUUCGAGUACGUUUCAGCAGUGAUUGUCAUAUUCUGACAGUUUGUUAACAAAUUGCCAGCAUUUAUCGACGAUUUUGUGUGUUUGGUGCAAAUAAAAGAACGAAAGACUUGCAUACAUAGAAACAACAGCGAAAAUGGCGACCUAUAUAAAAAUUUUCAAUGAGCGCAUUUCCGGUCUCUCAAAAGGUGUUGAUGAAACGGUGGAUGGCUGGUUUUUGAUGAGUUCGCCUGGGCCUGUCGCCUCAAUUGUUGCGCUCUACCUGCUUUUCGUUCUCAAAAUAGGACCUGCAUAUAUGCGUGAUCGUAAACCGUACGAUUUGAAGAAAGUCAUGGUUGUCUACAAUGCAUUCCAAGUUGUUUUCUCUAUAUGGAUGUGUCGCACAUCUAUACGGGAAAGUAAUGUAGCCGCCUCAAUACUCUCAAAGAAAUGUGAAAUUGUACGCAACCGCGAACAAAACUUGAUGCUCUACUCCGGCGCCUGGUAUUACUUCUUCUCUAAGAUAAUUGACUUAUUGGAUACCACCUUCUUUGUGCUGCGCAAGAAACAAAAUCAAGUUUCAUUUUUGCAUGUCUACCAUCACACCAUAACAGCACUCUUCUCGUGGGGAUAUCUUAAGUAUGCGCCGGGCGAGCAAGGCGUCAUUAUUGGCAUUCUCAAUUCUGGCGUUCACAUCGUUAUGUAUUUCUAUUACAUGGUUGCUGCUAUGGGUCCCCAGUACCAGAAGUAUCUUUGGUGGAAGAAAUACAUGACCUCCAUCCAACUCAUACAGUUCGUACUAAUUUUGGGCUAUAUGGUUAUGGUUGCUGCAAAGGGUUGCAAUAUGCCGCGUGCGCUCACUUUCUUCUUUGUCGGCAAUACGAUCAUCUUUUUAUAUUUAUUCGGCAAUUUCUACAGAAAGACCUACAAUACAAGAAAGGCGGCUGCAGCAGCAGCAGCAGCUAAUGGACACGCAAACGGUCAUGCAAAUGGUUAUGCCAAGGCUUAUGCUAAUGGUCAUGCGAACGGUUCGAUUGCUGGACGCGCCCUGCUCGCGGCUGCCGGUGGCAUGGGCUGCAAUCCGACGAACUCGCUGCUAGCACAUGGUGAUCAGAUGAAGCGCCUCAUUGAUGUCAAUAAUAAUCAUGUAAAAUUGGCGAAGAGCGAAUAAGUGCCGAUCGCAAGUGGUUGUGGCAAUUGAUGGCAAAGUACAAGUGUGCAGGGGUAAAAAAGAAUAUGGGAAGGGUAAUAUAUACACACAUUAUUGCAAGAUGAUUACAGGGUGUUGAUGAACGAAAGGUCAGCAAAAAUGAUUUUCGCUUUUAAAAAAUCAUAUCCGCAAGUAACACUUUUCAAGGGAAUACAAUUUAAUCAAACCUACAGACCACCUUUUGCGUUAUUCGUCGGAGUAAAAUGUAGAAGCCGCGAUAGUUAAGUUAAAAUAGAAAAAAAAAUUUAAAUUAAUUAAAUUAAAUUUAAUUCAGUUUAAUUUAAUUCUUUUCUUUGCACACAAAAACAUACAAAAUGGAAAAAACAAUGAAUGAACUUUUAAUUCCCUAGUACGCAUCUACACAUUCGAAAUUAUUAAAUAGAAAAUCUUCUAACCAAACAAAAAAGACAAAAUAUAUAAAAAAAACGAAUUGUUAACGUGGUAGAACUUAAAUGAAAACAAAAAAAAACAUAUGGCUAUGUAAAAUUGUGCACAAUUUUCACUUUCGCAAUCAAUAUUGGUUCAAAACAUUUUUUACAAAUUAUCUUUAUUGCAAUAACAAUUAUUUUGUACAAACAACAAAAAAAAAUAUGCACCACAUAUCACAGUAGAAAAAUACACACAUACAUACAUACUUGCAUACUCUAAUAGUGUUAAGUAGACAUAAUUUUUCAACGUAUUUUAAAAAACUUAAAGCAUAUUGUGAGAGUCUAUUGGGUGGGUUUGUUAGUAUUUAGUGUUAUUGCAAAUUAUCAAAAUUGCUUUACUUGCACCUUACAAAACAUGUGUUAGGGAAGAAAACGUUUGAAGUAAAAAAAAAAAACAGACUAACAACUAAAAACUGCACUUAAAAUUGAAUUGCCGCCUCUUCUGUGAUUGUUUGUAUGCGUGCGUGCGCGUGAAUGAGCAAUGUGUAAAUAAAAAAAGAUGUCCAAAACUGGAGUUGUACAUAAAAUAAGGAGUUUCCGAAACUACAAAAUGAAAUCGAAACAAAUUUUUUCUUUUUAACAAAUUUUUUUUAAAAAUUCCAUAAUUUUUGUGUUUUUCUACAUACACAUGUGUGUUUGUAUUCUGAUUAGGGAGCGGCGAAUUCAUUUACAAUAUAUUUACCUUGUAUGUAUGUUUAAUACGUAAGAAGUAAAUAAAUAAAUAUUAAUUUAAGUAUUUCUUAACGAGUUAUAAAUUUUUAUGUAGCACAUUGCUGAAUAUUUUUAUGCUUAUAUGUAAUUUACAUACUAUUUGCUUUGAUAGAAAUAAACGAAAAUUUUACUACAGAAAAUUUAUAAAUAUAAUACGUAAAUA
Rhagoletis zephyria (snowberry fruit fly) is the source of this 2587-nucleotide messenger RNA. RefSeq names its product elongation of very long chain fatty acid james bond protein (gene bond). Gene Ontology annotation, biological process: fatty acid elongation, monounsaturated fatty acid; fatty acid elongation, saturated fatty acid; fatty acid elongation, polyunsaturated fatty acid. Gene Ontology annotation, cellular component: endoplasmic reticulum membrane. Lineage: Eukaryota; Metazoa; Arthropoda; Insecta; Diptera; Tephritidae. The record is from RefSeq and is a predicted model, not a curated record. Gene Ontology annotation, molecular function: fatty acid elongase activity.